CUUCAGGUAGUCGCGCUCUCGUAUUCGUCUGCAGAAAAAUGCGCGGGUGUUGUGGUAGGCCCGUUCCCGUUUGACUUGUACAAGUGUGCAAGUGUAGUUAAUGUGCGGUCAUGUGAAAUUCGGCAAAGUGUUUUGUUCCGGGAGACGGGCGAAAUGUCUUCAAACAUUCGCACUGAGCUGUCUAAAGUUCGCGGUCUCGUCGACGACAUCGAAGGCCUCGUUUGUGACGACAGGGCGAGCUCCGAUUGUCCGACGGCCACGGAAUCCGAGCUCAAGCUCGUCGCCGAAAUGCUCUUGAAGGUCAGAGAUGAGCUCGCGAAGAAGAACAAGAAGAAAUCGGCGCCGCACCAGUCGUGCGACGGCGUGGAGGACAGCGACGGUUGGGGCAGCGACGGCGACUUCGACAAGAGCGUCGUCGCGAUGUGCGACCUGGCCGAAGGCGUCGGUCGGCGAGACCCAGCUGAUCCGGCGGGCCGCAUCGAAAACGAAGGUGCCGAGGAAGUAGAUCAGCCGGAGGAUGGAACACCCGCCGACAACUACGAUAUCGAAACUGACGACGAAUUCGAUAGCUUCUGCGAGGGCAAAGCAGCGGGUCCCUUGUUUGAAAUUACCACGGAAGAGUCCCUCAAAAACGAACCGGCGCCAUCGGAGAAGCACCUUAGCAUACUGAGGACCAAGUUUGGCCACAGUGCCUUCAGGCCGAUGCAGUGGAAGAUAGUGCGCUCCGUUCUGGAGGAGAAAAGGGACAACUGCGUUGUCAUGGCGACCGGCUACGGGAAAAGCCUGUGCUACCAAUACCCUCCCGUUUACACCGGCAAAACGGCGGUCGUUGUGUCCCCGCUGAUCUCGCUGAUGGAAGACCAAGUACGUGGUUUGGCCGCUGCGAACAUCCCGGCCUGUUUCUUGGGCUCGGCACAGAACAGGCAGUGUGAAGUCAUCAAUGACCUCUACGCUGGGGAGUACAGGGUCCUGUACAUCACCCCAGAGUUUGCCGAGACUAGCCUCGGCCUGCUGAAAACUCUCGACGAUCGAGUUGGCAUAACUCUGUUUGCGAUCGACGAAGCCCACUGCGUGUCCCAGUGGGGUCACGACUUCAGGCACUCGUACCGCCAACUUGGCAGGUUGAGAAAGAGCUUUCCGCACGUUCCAUUCCUGGCACUCACAGCCACUGCAACCCCUAGUGUUAGAGACGACAUUGUAAAAGCCCUUUCUCUCAAUGAUGUCGUUCUCACCUGUACAAGCUUUGACAGGCCCAACCUGUACUUAGACGUGAGGAGAAAAGGAAUCAUGGCCGACGACUUAAGAGGGGUCAUUCCAAACGAUGGCAGCCCUACGAUUGUCUACUGCCCCACAAAAAGCGCCACCGAAGAGGUUAACAAGUUGUUGUGCAACUUGGGCAUUCAGUGUGCUCUGUACCAUGCUGGCCUGUCACUGGGAGAGAGGAAGAAAUCCCACACGAUGUUCCUGGAGGACAGAGUUCAGGUCGUUGUGGCGACAGUUGCAUUUGGUAUGGGCAUCGACAAGCCGGACGUGCGUAGGAUCAUCCAUUAUGGCGCUCCCAGGGACAUUGAGUCCUACUACCAGGAAAUCGGCAGAGCCGGUCGCGAUGGAUUGCCCAGCACGUGUAUAGUCUUCUUCAGUAAUGGGGACCUGGUCACCAACAAAUAUUUCCUCAAGGACAUUUCCAAUCCCGUGUUCCUUCAGCACAAGACAGACAUGCUGAACAAGAUGCAGCAUUACCUGAGCAGUACCCGCUGCAGGCGAAAGUUAUUGCUGGCCCACUUUGCCGCUGCUGAGGCGGAUACAGUUGGUGGAGUGCCGCGGUGCUGCGACAACUGUACACGAAGGCUUAAGCAGGACAAGUCUAAGGACACUGGACAGGCCCAGACGAGCAAGGACAGCAAGACAAACUAUACUAAAGAAGCCCGACUUCUGUUUGAUGUCGUGAUGGGAACAAAGCAGAGGUAUGGGAUAACUGUACCCAUAGCGGUUUUACGUGGAUCAGCGUCGCAGAAGGUGCCAGAUUAUUUGCGCAAUAGCAUUUACUACGGAACUGGGAAGCACAAGACGGAAGCGUUUUGGAAAGCCUUUGCAAGGCUCUUACAGUCUGAAGGAUACCUGAUGGAAAAAGCGAUCCAUAAUGCUGGCGCACCAAAAGGUGCGGCUACACGAUUCAUUUCCUCCAUUGUCCUGACAGCAAAGGCAAAGGAGUGGAUUCGUGGCAGUGAAGAACUGUUGCUGGAGCCAACAACGGAACUGGCUGAAAUGGAAGCUCCCCGACCAAUACUCAAGCCUCAAGUGUUGCCGAAGACCGUGGCGCCUAGGCUGCCGUUGCCAACCACUGGCUUCUCGGAUAUCCUAGAGAGUCGGCACAAUGCAAAGACAGAGGACAAUGAUUCCCUCCUGGCACUGACCAGAAACGGGGAGCCAUCGGAAGACGAAAAGCUCCGCUCUGAGCUCUACACUCAGCUGGUGGAGCUUCGCAACAGAAUGGCAUCGGAGUGUGGCUACGCCCCAUACAUGGUUUUCAACAACCGUAUCCUCCUGACAAUUGUGCAGGGUUUGCCAACGUCUCUGGAGCAAUUGGCAAAAGUGGAAGGUGUCUCUGAGGCCAAACUGAACAAGUUUGGCGGACGAGUGGUUGAUCUGGUCUCCCAGUUCUGCAAGGACCGUGGUCUUCAGCCAUCUGCUAACGAGGACGAGGUUCCAGCAGACUCCUCUUCGUGUCAGAAUGAUUCCUUGAGCUACCUAAUCCAGCAGCUGAGCGACACACAACGCGUGACCUACCUCCACUAUCGGCAAAACCAGAAUGUUGCGGAUAUAGCGAGUAGUCGUGGCCUCGCUGUUUCAACGAUUAUUGGGCACCUCACUGAAGCUAUCAAGGUCGGACUACCGGUUGAUCUGGAGAGUGUGGGAGUGACGCCGGACAUCUUGGAAGCUGUCAUCAGUGCUGUGGCUGCUCUGGGCGGCGACAUUGGCCGGCUGACGCCGAUCAAGGAACUCUGCCCAGAACACGUAGAGUUCAACCACAUCAAAACAGCUUUGGCCUACCUGCAGGCUAAGUAUGGCAUCGAGAACUCCAGACUGAACCUUCCGAAGACGCUGACACCACCAGCGACUGACAGCCGGAACACCACAAGCAAGCAUUUAAAGCCGGCUGACGACAAAUGUGUCGUCACCGAAGACACUACUCUGCAGCUGAAAAGCGGGAAGCGGAGUGUCUCUACUGAACAGCUGAUGACUGUCAGUAAGAAGAUGAAGAACAGCUCGUUGUUCAGAAAGUGAACUGUUUUUCGUGCUACUACAUUCUUCUGCAGCGCAGUACUUUGCAGCCACAGUGGGCCUAUAUGACUCUGCUCCAAUGCUGUGAUAGACGACUGCCUCUACAUUUUCUCCUGUGCCAAGUGACAGUCAUUUAUAUAAGGUCCCAAACAUACUGACUCACUGUGGGCAGUGAAUUUGUGCACUAAAGUAAUGCCAGAAUGUUUGAAGGAAACUAGCUUUUGGGAUCUGAACUUCAGAACGACACAUUAUUUCAUUGUAUAGUUCAUGCUCAAGCAUUUUGAUGCUUGCGCACACAAACUUCAAUGCCUCUGUACAGUGUAGACCUCAAAUGGGUGUUCUACAGUUUACUUAAAGUAUUCCAAUUAUCAUUUCUCGAGUGAUAAACAUUUGCACAUGCAUAUCUUUUUAUAUAUAUUCUCUAAGCACCUUCUGAUAUUAUGGCUGCCAUGAAGGAAGACACUCUGAACUAGUUUUCCAUGGUGCCACCUUCAUAUAAUGUUUAGCAUGUACCGCAGUUGCAUACAGAUACUCUUUUUUUUUCAAUGAAUACAAGUUGCCAACGUUGUAUAAGUUUAUAAAUGCAGUGUUUAAGUAAAACUGCACUUUAAGAAUUUGCAUUUCUUUUGUUUGUAUAUUACCUUUGUAUUGUGAAAGUUGUGAGACCCCAUAUAUGGUUUUAUGAAUGCAGACUUCAAAUAAAGCAAAUAGCAUUUCAUGUUUA
This is a messenger RNA of Dermacentor albipictus, 4006 nucleotides long. Its product is annotated as bifunctional 3'-5' exonuclease/ATP-dependent helicase WRN-like. Lineage: Eukaryota; Metazoa; Arthropoda; Arachnida; Ixodida; Ixodidae. Gene Ontology annotation, molecular function: ATP binding; nucleic acid binding; four-way junction helicase activity. Gene Ontology annotation, cellular component: cytoplasm; nucleus; chromosome. Gene Ontology annotation, biological process: double-strand break repair via homologous recombination; DNA replication. The record is from RefSeq and is a predicted model, not a curated record.